Eucalyptus grandis is the source of this 1380-nucleotide messenger RNA. Its product is annotated as probable 3-hydroxyisobutyryl-CoA hydrolase 3. The record is from RefSeq and is a predicted model, not a curated record. Lineage: Eukaryota; Viridiplantae; Streptophyta; Magnoliopsida; Myrtales; Myrtaceae. Gene Ontology annotation, biological process: L-valine catabolic process. The transcript is spliced from 14 exons. The coding region runs from base 60 to 1235 and encodes 391 amino acids. Gene Ontology annotation, molecular function: 3-hydroxyisobutyryl-CoA hydrolase activity.
CUUCCAGGUCCCUGUGCAGCCCAAAACAGGAGUGAGAGAUCAGAGCGAGAGAGCGAAGGAUGCAGGCUCUGAGCACCGCUGAGUUGUUCUGCAGAGGCUUAGACGAGCCGCCGGUACUGUUCGAAGAAAGUUUAGGAGCGAGGAAGGUGGUCCUGAACCGGCCUUCCAGGUUGAACUCCAUCACUUUCGAAAUGGCUUCUCAGAUGAUUAGGAAGUUGCGAAUCUACGAGGACGAUCAUACCGCCAACCUUGUUAUUUUGAAGGGAAAUGGCCAAGCAUUUUGUUCGGGUGGUGAUCUUAUUUCAAAUAUGUGCUUCAUGUUAACAGGACAUUGGAGCUUCGGAGCAAUCGCUUACAAGAAACUGCUCACCUUGACUUACUUGAUAGCUUCCUAUAAAAAGCCUUUGGUAUGCCUUAUCGAUGGAAUUGUAAUGGGCAGUGGAGCCGGAAUCUCAAUGUAUGGGAGCUUUCGAGUCGUGACAGAUAAUACGGUAUUCGCAAUGCCUGAAGCAUCAAUCGGACUUUUUCCGGAUGUGGGUGCAUCUCAUUUCCUAUCCAAGCUUCCCGGUUAUUUUGGUGAAUAUGUAGGGCUAACGGGAGCACGUCUGAACGGAGCAACGAUGCUUGCGUGUGGCCUCGCAACUCAUUUUGUCUUUUCCAAGGAUCUUCCUUCUUUAGAACAUGCUCUUUCUUCGGUGGAUUCAUCAAAUGCAUCAGAAAUUUUAUCUGUCAUCGACAAAUUUGCUCAGAAAACCAAUACGAAAGAGGAAGAUUUCCACAAAAGAUUGAAGAGCAUAAACAAAUGCUUCUCAAGACAGACUGUGGAGGGCAUACUGCAUUCUCUUGAAAAGGAGUUGGUAGAUAACUUGACAGAGAAAUGGAUCGCCGAUGCAGUGAACAACAUGAAGUCUGCUAGUCCGACCAGCCUAAAGAUUUUUCUGAGAUCGAUAAGAGAAGGGCGUGGUCAGACGAUUGAACAAUGUCUCGCUCGUGAGUACACCAUCCACAGCAACAUUAUCCGGAGGAAGAUCACCAAUGACUUCUAUGAGGGUUCAAGGGCAAUGUUAUUCGAUAAAGACAAAAAGCCUAAGUGGGACCCGCCAAAGUUAGAGUUAGUCCGAGCAGACAUGGUGGAUAUGGUAUUCAAACCAUUAGAGGAUGAUGAUGAUUGGAAUUGUCUGCAGCUCCCCGCACGGUCAUUCGACUUGCUUGACCAUACGAGAUCGAAGCUUUGAAAGAACAUAUCUGUAGUUUUUCGUUAUGAAGGCAGAGGGACCGUCAUCUAUGUAUCUAUCAAUUUAUAUAUUUAUGCAUGGGACCUAUCUAUUUUUGUUAGCGAUAUCAAAGGCAUAAGAUCUCGACAUAUGUCUUUUUUGAUAU